Messenger RNA from Periophthalmus magnuspinnatus, 944 nucleotides. RefSeq lists its product as uncharacterized. The coding region runs from base 9 to 944 and encodes 311 amino acids. Lineage: Eukaryota; Metazoa; Chordata; Actinopteri; Gobiiformes; Gobiidae. The record is from RefSeq and is a predicted model, not a curated record. The transcript is spliced from 4 exons. Gene Ontology annotation, biological process: response to bacterium.
UCUGCAAAAUGAGGUGGCCUACUUUGGUGCUGCGCUUUACAUUCUUGUGUGCUCUGGCUCAUCUACCGACACCAAGUCAUGCAAUGUCUUCAAGUGUCACUGUAAACAUUGGCGACAGCGUAACAUUGGAGUGCUCUUUCAGUUCAAGUAGCCCAGCGGUCUUGUUUUACUGGUACAAGCAAAUCUUAGGCCAAAAACCUAUCAUCAUGUCCCGGUUUUACAAACACGAGAAAAACAGCACUUUCAUUGGCGACUUCCGUAAUGAUCCCAGACUUUCUAUCAAAAAUGGGAAUUUCCAGAAUCAUCUCACCAUUUCGGAUUCAUGUAUGUCCGAUUCUGCGAACUAUUAUUGCAUCAGCGGGUAUUCGUACAUGUAUACCUUUGAAGUUAGUGUCAUGGUCACUGUGAAAAGUAGAGAUGUGAUGCUAGAAAUGCAACUGGAUCAACAAGAAGAGUUAGAUGAGAGGAUUCAACCAUGGAGUAGCUCAGUUCUUCAAUGUUUGGUGAAUUUCACAAACUGCAAUGGACAACAGAAUGUUUACCGAUUCAGAGCAAGGGAAGAUAAACAGGCAGGAGUCCUUUACAGCCAUGGAGGACGAGGUAGCAGAGAUGAUUGGUGCCAGAAAAGUGGAAAAAGUCCAACCAAGUCUUGUAUCUACAACCUCCCCAUACACAAUGUAAGCUCAGAGCAGACUGGGACCUACUACUGCGCUGCGGUCGCCUGCGGACAAGUCCUGUUUGGGAAUGAGACUUCUUUGGAAUUAUUGGAGACUCCAGUGGAGAUGUACGUGCUGAGUGGAGCUGUGGUGUUCACCGUCAUGUUGGCUGUGCUCCUCUGUGUCUCUGCUAUCAGAGUGCUCAGGAUAAGUCAGGUCCAGGGACAAGUCGUAGGAAAGAAAUACAAGCUCAACGUCCAAGGAACAACCUGGGUGUUCAGUGCAUGA